CUCAGCUCUCCUCUUCCCCCUGGGGGUCUCCUGCUCUUCCCUCCGUGGGUUCCCCAAACUGCCAACGUUGCACCUCAAUGAAUCUGAAAUCUUCCUCUGCCUUCCGAGCGGAGCACAGCUUCCAGCAGUCUUCAUCCUCCUCCUCCUCCUCCUCCUCCCAGCAGCCCCGGGAGCCAUUCAUGGACAAGUCCCUGGGAAUCUUCAGCGAUGACUUUGGCAAGUUCCGGAGGCCCCACGGCGACCCGCUGGGCUACCCAGGAGCCGCCGACAAUGUGAAAACUGUGGGAAACACCUUCCAGUUUGCUGUCGAUGUGAGAGAUUUCUCCCCAGAGGACAUUAUUGUCACCUCCUCCAACAACCAAAUCGAGGUCCAUGCCGAGAAGUUAGGGGCCGAUGGGACGAUCAUGAACACAUUCACACACAAAUGCCAGGUGCCAGAGGAUGUGGAUCCCACCACGGUGACGUCGGUUCUGGGGGAGGACGGGCAGCUGACAGUUAAGGCCCAGAGGAACCCAAAGCACUCGGAGCACCUACAACAGACCUUCAGGACUGAGAUUAAAAUCUAAAUAAAGGGGGGUGAGCAGGAAUGGGGGGGCAGGAAGGUGGGGGUGAAAUGGAUUGAAGGAAGAACCUGCCCUAUGCCCCCCCCCCGCACUAUAAACUCUUUAACUGCUUCACUCCCAAAUGAUAUUGUUCCCGGGGGGCUGUGAAUCCAUCGAGCGCUCGCAGCCCCCCCAUUGGAGUAGAAGAGAGAGGCGUGGCACACCAUUGUAGCUCUGAUUGGUUUGUGUGUGUGUGUGGGUUGGACACCAGUUUGUCACAAAGCAUCAGUGCCCCCCCCCCCCCCCGAGAGAGAGACCCCCCCGGGCACUGCCAGAGGCUCACAUGGGUUAAAGGAACAGUAAAGCCUUUAAUAGAUAUUAAUAAAAAAAUAAUUUUGCCAUUUUUAAUUUAUUUCUUCCCAUUCUGCUUCUCUACUUCAUUUUCCCCAUUGCCUCCUAACUGCCCUAUUGGCUAUUAGUUGCCCCCCUCCUACUUCUCAGGGUCACACUGGCCCUGUAUAGGAACAAAGAGUAUAUAGGGAGAAAGAGAGAUAAAGGGGGGGGGAUGAAAUAGAGUAAACAGGAGAGCUGGAAGGGUUCAGCCCACAAGCAGGAAGUAGAGCAGAUAGGAGAGUCGGAUGGGGAAGAACAGCUGGAAGGGUUCAGCCCACAAGCAGGAAGUAGAGCAGAUAGGAGAGUCGGAUGGGGAAGAACAGCUGGAAGGGUUCAGCCCACAAGCAGGAAGUAGAGCAGAUAGGAGAGUUGGAUGGGGAAGAACAGCAGGAAGGGUUCAGCCCACAAGCAGGAAAUAGAGCAGAUAUGAGAGUCGGAUAUGGGAAGAACAGCUGGAAGGGUUCAGCCCACAAGCAGGAAGUAGAGCAGAUAGGAGAGUUGGAUGGGGAAGAACAGCAGGAAGGGUUCAGCCCACAAGCAGGAAAUAGAGCAGAUAGGAGAGUUGGAUGGGGAAGAACAGCAGGAAGGGUUCAGCCCACAAGCAGGAAAUAGAGCAGAUAUGAGAGUCGGAUAUGGGAAGAACAGCUGGAAGGGUUCAGCCCACAAGCAGGAAGUAGAGCAGAUAGGAGAGUUGGAUGUGGGAAGAACAGCAGGAAGGGUUCAGCCCACAAGCAGGAAAUAGAGCAGAUAGGAGAGUCGGAUGUGGGAAGAACAGCAGGAAGGGUUCAGCCCACAAGCAGGAAAUAGAGCAGAUAGGAGAGUCAGAUGUGGGAAGAACAGCAGGAAGGGUUCAGCCCACAAGCAGGAAAUAGAGCAGAUAGGAGAGUUGUGAUGUGGGAAGAGCAGCAGGAAGGGUUCAGCCCACAAGCAGGAAAUAGAGCAGAUAGGAGAGUUGGAUGUGGGAAGAACAGCAGGAAGGGUUCAGCCCACAAGCAGGAAAUAAAGCAGAUAGGAGAGUUGGAUGUGGGAAGAACAGCAGGAAGGGUUCAGCCCACAAGCAGGAAAUAGAGCAGAUAGGAGAGUUGUGAUGUGGGAAGAGCAGCAGGAAGGGUUCAGCCCACAAGCAGGAAAUAGAGCAGAUAGGAGAGUCGGAUGGGGAAGAACAGCAGGAAGGGUUCAGCCCACAAGCAGGAAAUAGAGCAGAUAGGAGAGUUGUGAUGUGGGAAGAGCAGCAGGAAGGGUUCAGCCCACAAGCAGGAAAUAGAGCAGAUAGGAGAGUCGGAUGGGGAAGAACAGCAGGAAGGGUUCAGCCCACAAGCAGGAAGUAGAGCAGAUAGGAGAGUUGGAUGUGGGAAGAACAGCAGGAAGGGUUCAGCCCACAAGCAGGAAGUAGAGCAGAUAGGAGAGUUGGAUGUGGGAAGAACAGCAGGAAGGGUUCAGCCCACAAGCAGGAAAUAGAGCAGAUAGGAGAGUCGGAUGUGGGAAGAGCAGCAGGAAGGGUUCAGCCCACAAGCAGGAAAUAGAGCAGAUAGGAGAGUCGGAUGUGGGAAGAACAGCAGGAAGGGUUCAGCCCACAAGCAGGAAACAGAAGGGCUAUGGAUAAUGGUAAGUACCACAGGCUGCUUUUGCCUUUGUUUCAUUUAUUCUCCAAGCCUGAGACUCAGAGUUGGGUUUACUGUUCCUUUAACCCCCCAUGUAGAACGCAAACUGCGUAUUCCUGCGCCAUUUCGGGGAAGGGGUUAAUUACGGUUACUCCCACUGUGCCGUUUCUACCGGAAUUAAAUCGCCAUAAAAGAACAAAUCGCCAUUUCCUUCAGCGCUUGAUUGUUGUACACAAAAUAUAUAUUUGUUAUUCAUUAUUUUUUCAACCAUAAAAACUGAAUAAAGAAUUUUAUAUUCCAAAAAAAAA
This is a messenger RNA of Xenopus tropicalis (tropical clawed frog), 2844 nucleotides long. It is a transcript of the gene hspb7, whose product is annotated as heat shock protein family B (small) member 7. Lineage: Eukaryota; Metazoa; Chordata; Amphibia; Anura; Pipidae. Gene Ontology annotation, biological process: heart development. Bases 78 to 566 code for a protein of 162 amino acids. The record is from RefSeq and is marked provisional. The transcript is spliced from 3 exons.